AUGUCCGGAGGACACCCAAUUUUCCAACUCACAAAUGAUGAUGCAUUGAAAUUGUUAGCUACAAAUGUUCAUCUUGGAUCUACCAAUGGCAACUAUCAAAUGGAAAACUAUAUUCAUGCUCGUCGUGCCGAUGGUGUUCACAUUAUCAAUAUCAACAAAACUUGGGAAAAGCUUCUUUUAGCUGCUCGUGCUUUUGCUGCUAUAGAGAAUCCAGCUGAUAUUUGUGUUGUAUCUGGACGUCCAUACGCCCAAAGAGCUCUUCUUAAAUUUGCUCAACACACUGGAUGUACCGCCAUUGUUGGAAGAUUUACUCCAGGAUGCAUGACAAAUCAAAUGCAAAAAAAUUUCCGUGAGCCAAGACUUAUUAUUGUUUCUGAUCCACGUCUCGACCAUCAAGCUGUUUCUGAAGCUUCUUUUGCUAAUGUUCCUGUAAUUGCUUUCGUCAACACUGAUUCACCUCUUAAAUUAGUUGACAUCGCUAUUCCAUGUAAUAACAACGGAAAACAAGCAAUUGGAUUGAUGUGGUGGCUUUUAGCUCGUGAAAUCCUUCAAUUAAAGGGAAAAAUUUCAAGAUCUACUGGAUUUGUUCUUGAAGAUAAAAUUAUCAUGCCUGAUCUUUACUUUUACCGUGACCCAGAAGAGAAAGAAAAGGAGGAUGCUGUUGCUGCUAACGAAAAAGCUGACUUCCCAGUAGAAAAAGUUGAAGAUUUCGCUGCCAAGGCAGAUAUGUCCCUCAACUUGAACAAAAUUGACGAUUGGGCUGAAGCUUGCAACGCCUAA
Molecule: messenger RNA, 780 nt
Organism: Strongyloides ratti
Lineage: Eukaryota; Metazoa; Nematoda; Chromadorea; Rhabditida; Strongyloididae
Product: 40S ribosomal protein SA
Exons: 3
Coding region: 1-780 (259 amino acids)
Biological process (GO): ribosomal small subunit assembly; cytoplasmic translation
Cellular component (GO): ribosome; 90S preribosome; cytosolic small ribosomal subunit
Molecular function (GO): structural constituent of ribosome
Source: RefSeq, a predicted model, not a curated record